CAAUAAUAAAAGGGACUGAGGGAGAGUUUUUAGAGUAUCCACGUUGGAUAGAAAAAUUGGCCAAUCAGAGACUCUUUUUUUGACACGUCAUUAUGACUGCUUCGUAUGGGCUUAAUUGUUCAGAUUUCGUAUGGGCUGUAUUGUUUCGUAUGGGCUUUAUUGUUCAGGUUAUCAUGCCCACAAAUCUGAUCUCUCUUCCAGCGUCGAAAGCUUUCCUCCGACUCUUCCACCUCCGACUUUUCCACUUCAUCUUCUCCAACGCCUGCCUUUUUUCCCACUACGUUCUCAAUCAAUUACACUGUUAAAGAUGGUCUUCGAUGUUGUGAUCCAUCUCCCCCUUUACUUCUCUUAUAUAUAGCUCUAUCCCUAAACCUAAUUCUACCAUAAAUAAAAAACCUACUCUGCAAAAAAAAAAAAAAAAAAAAUCUAUGGCAAUGAAAUCCGCCGUAAAGUCUCAGCUUACCACCGGAAAAGCUCCCCUCGCCAUGUAUUUCAAUGACAUUUCUCCAGGACUAUCAGAGUCACAGCUCCGAUUUCGAGUAAUCCACUUUUGGGAGGCAAAAAAUAUAGCGAAUGGGACCCUCAUUGGGAUAGAGCUCUUGCUCAUCGACGAACAUGUAUAGGUUCUAAUCUUCAACUUUCAUUCCAUUGUAUUAUAAACCACCAUCCUUAACUUGAAUUAUUUCAACUCCUGCAGGGGACUGUGAUGCAAGGAUUCAUUUCCUCUUCUCGUGCUCCAACAUACCUGCCUCAUCUGAAAGCAGGAGCAAUUUACACCCUUCAGAAUUUUUUGGCUGCCACAAGCAAGGAGAUUUACCGCGUCGCUGAUCAGAAUUUAAACACUUUCAUUCUCGAACGGCUCUGUUCUUGCUCCUCUCGACGACAUCCCCGUCUCCGUCUCUUUUCCAACCGACAGGUUCAGGUUCCACACACAUGAGGAUUUCCAAGCUCACCGUGGUCUCAGGGGCGAUCUCUACGAUGUCGUUGGCCACUUGAGGCUGGUGAAUGGUCAGUCUCUCAUUGACCGCCCCGUCCUUGACGAAGCCGAAGUAAUCAGCACGCGUCGUAUUUUGGUUCAUUUGCAAUCAAAAGAGUAUGUGUUUCAUUCGUUAUAAUUUUAGCUCGCUGUCAUCUCCAAAUACAUGUUUAGUAUUGUUUCAUGUUUUAUUUUAUAUGAGAUUAGUAAUAUGAUCGCUUUUUGUUAUUGAUUUCAAUAUAUCUGAAUCAUAUAGAUAUAAACAUAUAUUCAUACGUUGUGUUUUACAAAAUAAAUCAGCUAAGUUGUUUUAGUUUGGUGAUAAAAUAAAGGUUAUAUAUUGGGCUGACGCCCUAAUGCACUGCAAAACUUACUCGGUAGGACAGCUUAUUAAAUCUUUCUCUGUUUUAAAUAUACUUUUACAGUGGACCUGUUAUGAAGCUCUACCUUUGGGACCAGACUGCAAAGGACUUUUACAAGAAAUUCACAUCCAGUGAGGACACUCCCACCGUUCUUUUGGUCACGACCGUUAACCCAAAAGUUAUAGCAGGUAAUCAGUUACUCCCUUAUCAUCACCGAACAAAAAAAAAAAUUAAUCCCUAUCAUCACCGAACCACUGAUAAUACAAACGUUAAUGUUUUGCCAUGCUGUUUGUCUUCGGUCUCUACUGUUUGCUUAUCAAGUUAUCAAACACGUUUGUGAUCCAAUAUAAUUAAAAUAACCUGGGUCAAUUUUCUCAGGUUUAUGAUCCAUCCUUUAUCAAUUACACUUUCAUUAAAAUGUGAAUGCUUGAUUGUUUCAGAAAGCAUUAGGUUGCGUUCGUUUGCUGUUGUGUUACAUUGAGUUGAGCUGUGAUAUGUGGUCAUCUUCACUUUCCGAACUUUCAGACAUGCAUGCGUGUGUUUUAAUGUGUUAACCACAAGAACAUGUAAUUUAGCUCUCAGUUCGAUGGCCUCCUCCCGUGUCUUUAUUGACAAAGAUAUCCAGCCCACGAUUGAUUACUUCAGCUGGUUGGGUUCUAACCCAGAGAUUGCAAAGCGGGUAAAUGCAGAUGAGGUUACUAGGUCUGAGACAAUGACAAUUGGGCAGAUCUAUGCUUACAUCAAGCAGGAAAAUGCCAAGGAAGCUUCUUUCGACUGCAUAGCCACAAUUGAUGAUGUUAAGCGUGACAGUGCAUGGUACUAUAUUGGCUGCAGCGGUUGUCAAACAAAGGCCACCAGAGGUCCUUCUUCGUUAAUGUGCGCCAAGUGCGGCAAAACUAAUGUGUCUGGUGUAGCGAAGUAUCUCGCAAAGAUCUCUGUCUAUGAAAAAAAUGACCAGGCUGUUUUUGUCCUAUUUGGUGAUGCAGGAAGUGAGUUGACAGGAAAGCAUCCGGCAGAAUUGGUUAACAACUACUUUGAGGUACCUAGCCAUCAACUCAAACCCCCUCCCAGUUCAUCUAAAACUAACUUUAUUCUUCCUCGAAUGUUUUAGGCUAAUCAAGACCUUGGUGCUGGCCAUCAAAUGCCUGUCCCCCAAGCAUUAAUCGACACCAUUGGCCAAACACAUAAGUUCAGGGUCAACGUGUCUAAGCUCAACUUGACAGGCAAGAUUCAGGCCAUAACCGUUACGAAGAUUGUCUCACCAGAGGUUCUGCCACCUGUGCCACUCAUUUCAUACAUGCUAAGUGGUCGCCCUUUUUAUUUCAGUUUGAGUUAAGACUAUGCUUUUUUUGGUUAUUUUAGACUUUGCUUCUACAGAACAACUUCGUUUUUUUUUGUAAUGCCUACUGUCCUUCAGAUGAGUCUAUACAAUUGAGGCAACACCCCUUCUCUGAUCAAUUAGAUACAUAACACGGACAUAUCUUGCCUUGCUAAUGUCAACACUAACGCAAUCAAAGUUUUAAAAUACAAUUCAAGUUUGAAUAAACUAAGCGAUAUAACAUUAAAGCAAUGUUAAAAAUAUAUCACCGACCAAAAAAACAUUAAAGCAAUGUUAAAAAUAUAUAUCGCCUACCAAAAAACAAUUUACGCUCACCUCCAAAUAAAAAAUAGAAACAUAAUAUUUUACAAAUCCUAAUGUACCAUAAAUAUUCCACCAUUAUACGAACGUGAUUGACGGCAUAAAUUUUGCACCCAAACAUUAAGUCAAACCCAAUUGUUUUUGAUAAA
Brassica napus (rape) is the source of this 3126-nucleotide messenger RNA. RefSeq lists its product as uncharacterized. The transcript is spliced from 5 exons. The coding region runs from base 1925 to 2449 and encodes 174 amino acids. The record is from RefSeq and is a predicted model, not a curated record. Lineage: Eukaryota; Viridiplantae; Streptophyta; Magnoliopsida; Brassicales; Brassicaceae.